GCGUCGCACUGCAUACAACAUUGAGCCGUCACCGGGGUAGCACGUAUCCGAAGCACAGCUCACGCUGCGAUUUAAUCUCUGCCAGCAAUCAAAUCAGCGUUGGUGAGAAUGUUUUGAAGACCCAGUGACUCCACCAAACAAAGUGCUACCGACAAUUGUUCUUCAAGAUGAGGUGCUUAUUUAUAGCGUUCCUCGUGUGCUGCAGUUUGCUGGUUGCUGAAACUCGUUUCGUUUGCCACUACACAACAUGGUCUCGCGAUCGUCCGGACGAAGCUUCGUUCCAGAUCAAUGACAUCCCGGGCAACCUUUGUUCGCACGUCGUGUACAACUUCCUUGGUGUGAACGAGACCUCGUACCAGCUGGAACUGCUCCAGCCGGAGUAUGACAUCGACGAGCGAGGCCUGGAACGGUUCGCUGCGCUGAAAGAUCAGUAUCCUCACCUGAAGCUGCUGAUAGCCGUCGGUGGAUGGGCGCAUGGUGGGGCGAGGUUCAGCGAGAUGGCCAAGUUUCGCACGCGCCGCAAUCAAUUCAUCGGAAGCGUCGUGAAGUUCCUGCAUCAGUACCGGCUCGAUGGCAUUGAGCUGGUAUGGCUGUACCCGGGAAACUUUGAUCGGGGCGGUGCAGUCGAAGACAAGGACACCUUCCUCUAUCUGGUCUCGGAGCUGGCCAAGGUCAUACGGGAUGAGAAAAAGCAGUGGGAAGUGGUGAUACAGGUCCCGAUCGAUAUAUCGCGUAUGGCGGUUGGCUAUCAUCAGGAGGAGUUGUGCAACGCUGCCGACUACGUGCACAUGGUGGGGUACGAUAUGCGCGGCUGGUGGAACAACUUUGCCGACGUGCACAGUCCGUUAGCGCCGCGGCCAAACGAUCUGGUGCUGGAAAGCUUCGAGCACGUGAACGUCGGUGAUGGUGUGCAGGAUUGGCUCGAGAAGGGUUGCCCACCGGAGAAGGUAACGCUCGGGGUCGCUCUGUUCGGUCGGACGUAUCUGCUGGACGAUCCGCUCGAUAACACGAUCGGUGCCGUAACGAUCGGUGCCGGUGAUCCGGGCCCGUACAGUAACGAACCGGGCUACCUGGGAUACUGUGAGUUUUGCCAGAAUCUUACCAGCGACGAGUGGACGAAGAAGUGGGACGAUGUGGGCCUGUGCCCGUACGCGUACUCCGAAACGACCUGGAUCGGGUACGAGAAUGAACGCUCGCUGCAGGAAAAGAUUAACUACGUGAAGCGCAAGGGUCUCGGCGGUAUGUACGCGUUCUCGCUCGAUCUAGACGACUACCGAGGAUCUUGCGGUGAACCGUUUCCGCUCACCAGAUUUCUCUCCAAGUAUCACGACGAAACGAAGAUCAAAGAUUGGCACAUUUUCGUGUCUACCACCGAGAAGAAGGACAUAAAUGCUGGCGAUACGGUAUGACCGAAAAUCAUUAUCAGUAUGUAACGGUGCGUAAGAUAGAUGUUACAAAUAAAAGUCAUAACCGUCUAACUAAAGUGUCGGUA
This is a messenger RNA of Anopheles stephensi (Asian malaria mosquito), 1492 nucleotides long. RefSeq names its product endochitinase-like. Gene Ontology annotation, cellular component: extracellular region. The coding region runs from base 168 to 1409 and encodes 413 amino acids. Gene Ontology annotation, molecular function: chitinase activity; chitin binding. The record is from RefSeq and is a predicted model, not a curated record. Gene Ontology annotation, biological process: chitin catabolic process; carbohydrate metabolic process. The transcript is spliced from 2 exons. NCBI's taxonomy places the organism in Eukaryota, Metazoa, Arthropoda, Insecta, Diptera, Culicidae.